AUUGCAAAAAAGGGUUCCCCGAGUGCCGGCUGCAACGGAGAUCCAUCCACAGCCGCCGCCGAAUUUCCCCACUUCACCGACGCAGCAGCAAUGGCGACGCCACCAUCACCGAUCAUCCGCUGUCUCCUCCUCCUCCUCGUCGCCUUCCCCUCUCACCCGCGGGCCAGGGCCGCCGCGGGGCCCGCGCGGCUGUCCCCAUCCCCGUUCGACGCCGCGUUGGCGAAGCUCCAGGCGCGGAUCGGCUACGCCUUCCGCGCGCCGGACCUCCUGCGCCGCGCCAUGACGCACGCCUCCUACUCCGGCGAGAACGGCCGCGCGCUCGCCGUCCUGGGCCUCGCCGCCGCCCAGUCCGCCGCGGCGCUCGGCGCCCUCGCCGCCGACAACGACGCCGCGGCAUCCGCCGUGUCGCGCCGCGCCAGCGAGGCGGCCUCCGAGGCCGCGUGCGCCGCCGCGGGGACGCACGUCGGGAUCCCGGCCAUCGUGCGCGUCGCUAGCCGGACCAGCGCGUCCGCGGCACCCGUCGUCUGCGGCGCGCUUCGGGCGCUUAUCGGCGCCGUCGCCGUCGACGCCAAUAGCACGGACGCUGCCGUGGAGGUGUUCUGGAGGCUGCACGUGCUCACUGCUGCCGCCGCCGCCGCCGCCGCCAUGUGAGGGGGCCGGGAUCGUCAUCCAGCACCACCUUCUAGUAAUCUACUACUAUUACUGGAGUAGUGUGGAUUCGCACCGUCAUCCGUGUUCGUUUCUCUUGUGUUUAGUUCAGUGACUGCUCCUCAACUCUUCUGAUGUUCAGCUAUCACUUACUACUAGGCUCUACAUCUACUCUUAGUAUGCAAUGCUCCAUCCAGGAAUGUCCAUUUGGCUGCACAUUUGGAUUUCUGGCUGCAAUAAAAUGUGAUGGGUCGUGGAA
This is a messenger RNA of Panicum hallii, 907 nucleotides long. RefSeq names its product protein NUCLEAR FUSION DEFECTIVE 2. The transcript has a single exon. Gene Ontology annotation, molecular function: ribonuclease III activity. The record is from RefSeq and is a predicted model, not a curated record. NCBI's taxonomy places the organism in Eukaryota, Viridiplantae, Streptophyta, Magnoliopsida, Poales, Poaceae. Gene Ontology annotation, biological process: RNA processing. Bases 91 to 651 code for a protein of 186 amino acids.